Molecule: messenger RNA, 1001 nt
Organism: Penaeus vannamei (Pacific white shrimp)
Lineage: Eukaryota; Metazoa; Arthropoda; Malacostraca; Decapoda; Penaeidae
Source: RefSeq, a predicted model, not a curated record
AUGGCUACUGUAUCUCCUGAUUUUAGGCGAAGAAGAGAAUCGGAUGAUGAGGAGGAACCCAGUCCAGGCGAGGAGGAAUCUUUAUUAGCAAAAUUGGAAGAGAGUAAAGAGAUGAGAAAAUUUAGACGUCGGCAGGGAGGUAUCAGUGCAGAAGGACUUUUGGUUGGGGAAAAGGUCGAAAAGAAGGAAGGUCCAGAUGAUGACCCGUUCAAGACUAAGACGGGCGGAAUGCUGGACCUGAACCAAGUGAAAAAUGCCAAGAAGACGUCUGAUGAUGCUUAUGAUACGGGCAUUGGAACGUCCUUCUCAGCAGAAACUAACAGACGUGAUGAAGAUGCAGAAAUGCAAAAAUACAUCGAGGAGAAUCUUGCAAAGCGUAAGGGACUUACAUCUGUCGAAAAACAGGAUGAUACCCCAAGACACCUGACCCUUGAGGAAGCAGCUCUGCAUGCUGUCCCAGAUGAGAUAGACAACAAGAGGGUUUCGACAACAAAGAAGAGUGAGGAGAUGUUGAGUAACCAGAUGUUGAGUGGUAUUCCCGAGGUGGAUUUGGGGCUUGAAGCAAAGAUCCGGAACAUUGAGGCGACAGAGGAAGCCAAACAGAAACUGCUUCGUGAAAGGAUGAUGAAGAAAGAACGACCCUCAGAAUUUGUUCCCAAGAACAUGGCCGUCAACUUUGUACAACACAACAGAUUUAAUCUUGAGGAGGCUGGGCCAGCAAAGAAAAAGGAGAAGAAGGUGCAGGAAAUUGUGGAACCUGUAGUGGGAGGUGGUGUCAAGAUAUCGACCAUAGCCCCUAAAAGACCUCCAGGAGAGAAGGCCACGGAUGACUUCCAUUAUGAAAAAUUCAAGAAGCAGUUCAGACGGCAUUAGCCCACAUUUAUUUUAAUAUUUGUUUUAUUUUUAUUAUUAUUGUUAUUUUUAAAAUAUAAAACAGGGAUUUGUUACAUACAUUACCCAGGUUGAUUUGUAAUUUGGAAAUAAAACGUAUAUUAUCUGAA